AAUAAAAUAGCAACCAAGCUUUAGGGUGCGUCAUUUUGUUGUUCUUAGUCCGUCAAGUUCGUUUCAGUCAAAUUCUCCCUGUUUAAAGACACCAUGAGGGUCGUUUUCAUCCUCUCCAUUUUGGCCUUCUUAUUGGAUAAUCCAACUGAAGCCCAAAUACCCCAAUGUUUACCUGCAUUAGCCAGCUAUCUUGAGAACCAAGCUUCGCUGUUGGAGAGUGUCAAAUCCGAUCUUGAAAGCACUCAGCAACAGUUGCAACAGUCCAUUGGUAAAUGGCCUCCAGGUCAUUACUGUAUUCUGGCUAGUGGUUCCUGUCCAGCUGGAUUUAGUCGUUCCGCAGGCCAUAUGCGUGCUAUAAACCAAUACUCCGCAACUGCUACUUACAUCCAACCGGCUACGUUCGGGGAUAGUAAGAUCCAGUGCCACGGAAACUGCGGUCAGUACGGGAAUUGGGUCGGGGAUCUGUAUAUCACAGCGUGCUGUAAGUGACGGAAAGACGGAAAGCUUUAUACUACAGACAGCCACACAUAGUGGUUUUAAACAAUCAAAGUAAAAGUACUGUAAUUAGCUGUAUUCUUACUAAUAAAGAGCAAAUAAUAGUGUUUGACUAAUGUA
Messenger RNA from Anneissia japonica, 615 nucleotides. RefSeq lists its product as uncharacterized. NCBI's taxonomy places the organism in Eukaryota, Metazoa, Echinodermata, Crinoidea, Comatulida, Comatulidae. The coding region runs from base 94 to 489 and encodes 131 amino acids. The record is from RefSeq and is a predicted model, not a curated record. The transcript has 3 exons.